AUGGGUAACGUAGCCGACUUUACUGAUCAGAAUUUCGAGUCCGAAGUAAUUAGUUCGAGCGAACCCGUUCUCGUCGAUUUCUGGGCUCCCUGGUGUGGUCCUUGCCGCAUGAUUGCCCCCGUGGUCGAAGAGCUGGCCGCCGAUAACGCCGGUUCGGUGAAAAUCGGCAAGCUGAACGUUGACGACAGCCCCAGCUCGGCCGCCGCUUACGGCGUAAGCAGCAUCCCCACGCUCAUCCUCUUCAAGGGUGGCGAAGUGGUUAACACGUUUGUCGGUCUGAAAGACAAACGAGAGCUACAACAAGCGAUUGACUCGGCCAAGGCAUCGAUGCCUUCGGGGGCUCGCAUUGAUGCUGCGCACCCCAUUGUCGGUCAGGAGCCACCUGCCACACCCGACGCCCUGCCGGCCCCAUCGCCUGCCGCUGAAGACGUUGCCCCGGCCGAAGAAUUCUACGAGCAACUCCGUCUACAAGCCGAGCAGCUAGGUGGCGAGCUCCAGCGACGCCGCGAUCAGCUCGACCGGCGAGAAUCGCGACUGAACGCCCGCGAUGCCGAGCUGGACAACGAAGCCCGCGGGCUGCGAAUGUGGCUCGUCGAGCGACAGCAAGAGCUGGACGAACACGAGAAGGACCUGAUUCGCCGCGAACGCGCAAUCGAAGACCGCAAAUCCCAGAUUGCCGCGGCCGAAGCCUUUCAAGAGUCGUCCCACACCGAGGCUCAGCGAUACGCCCAGAAACAACAGGCCCUGCACGACCAGCGGCAAGCCGAACUGGACCGCCAGCAACACGAGUUGGCCCGUCGCGCAGCAGCUCUCGACGCCGCGACAGACGAGCUCAACUCGGCCCGCGAGCAAUUCCAGAACACCAAAACGCACGAGCUUCAACAGAUCGAGGCCCGUCGCGAGUCAUCGCUGCAGAUGGUUCGCCUGGGGCUGGAAGGUCUCGAACGUCGCCGUCAGGCCGUCGAACAACAGGCCGCCGAAGUUGAAGGUUUGCGGAAGCGGUUGCUAGCAGAAGAACCCAACCGAUCGAAUGUCCCAUCGGGACGACUGCUCGACUUAGAACGCAGAGAGCGUCUCGUCGAAGUAGGCUUCGAGCUCAUCGAUAAGCGUCGCGAAGCUUUGAGCGACCUGGAACAGCAGCUCAAAGAUCGGGCCGAUGCCCAGCUCCGCCAACUGCGGCUCGACCGUCAGCAGCUUCUCAAGCAAGAAAAGCAACUCGAACUCCGCCGCGAGCAAAUGCAGGAGAAGUUCCAGAAACGCGAUAGCGAACUGGAAGCCCGGCAGGCGGCCCUCGAUCAGCUUCGCGAAACACUCACCCGUUCGCAGCGUGAAAGUCUCGAACUGCGGCUGGCCACCGAAGAGUUGUGGAAUCAGCUCAUCACCAAGUUCCCCGCACCGGCCCUGACCGCCUCGCUGGGGAACAUUCGCGCUCAACUGGCCGAUCACGAUCGCCAGGUACGGCAGGAACUACUCGAGCACCGCCAGAAGCUCGAAGUACUUCGCGACCAGUUGGUCGAGCAGCACGCUCGGCUCGACCACAAGAAACGCGAGCAUCAGGCCUGGGUCGAGCGGCGAACCCAGGAACUCGAUCAGCGGACCCAAUCGCUCACCGCCCGGCAGUUCAAGCUCGAAGAGCAGCAGCGAGCCAUCGAGCAUCUGCAGCACGAUUGGAGCUGCGAGCGUCUGGCGCUGCAGGAUCAGGUGCAGAGCCUCAUACGGCAGGCCCGUGAGACAGCGGCGAAGUAG
Molecule: messenger RNA, 1746 nt
Organism: Cladocopium goreaui
Lineage: Eukaryota; Dinophyceae; Suessiales; Symbiodiniaceae
Source: the annotation of a GenBank genome assembly